AUGGCUGAACCGUCGAAAACUGCAGCGGGUGAACCCGCGAAGGCAUCAGCAGGUGUACCCGCGGGAACACCCGCUGGUGUUCCGGCAGGGCGCGGAGCCGGACGGGGUGUCGGGAGAGGAACUGCAGCGGCGGAUACGCUCGCCGGACGGGGUCGAGGCAGCGCGGGUAUCGGACGAGGCGACGCCAAGACGGUCGGCCGAGGGGGCCCGGUUUCGGGAUCCGCCCGGGGAAACCUCGCGAGCAGCCAGGCGGAACCCGCGCGGCAGAUCGGCGCUCCGCACGUGUUUCCGCGCAUGGGCCGUGGGGACAUCCGGCGCACGUACACGCUCGGGCGGGAGCUGGGGAAAGGCGGAGGCGGCGUGGUGCGCGAAUGUCUGGACCCAUUGACGGGCGAGCCCGUGGCGGCCUGCAAAACCAUUCCCAAGUCGAAGCUCGAGCGACCGGACCUGGUGGAGGAGCUGCGCGCGGAGGUGACGGCGAUGCGGCGGCUGGCGGGGCACGCGCACGUGGUGCGCCUGCUGGCGGUGUACGAGGACGACCACGCGGUGCACGUAGUCAUGGAGCUCUGCACGGGGGGCGAUCUGUACGAUCUACUUACGGCUGCCACGACGCUGCCCGAGCCGAUCGCCGCGCAGCUGACAAGUACGGAUGAAGAGCUUUUUGUCCGUAUCCUGCGCGGCCGCCCGGAUUACUCCAGCGAUCCGUGGCCGUCGAUCAGCGCGGAGGCGAAGGAUCUGGUCCAUCGGUUGCUCACCAUUGAUCCGCCGCGCCGGAUCACUGCUGACGUGGCGCUGCAGCAUCCGUGGAUCUUGAAGCAUUGCGGUGCAUCUGCACCGUCGAUUCCAGCAUCUCUGGGCGAGCCUGCUGGCGUCAAUCCCAAGGCACCUGCUCACACGUCUCUUGCUACUGGGGUUCACUCGACCUCCUUAAAUGCCCCAUCUUCUGGGGAUUCUACUUUCUCUGCUGCUCCGUCUCCUGCUCAUUCAGCUGCUGCUGGUAUUUCCGUGUCAGUGGCUGCUGCGCCUACUGCUGCCGCCGCUCCAGCUGCUGCUCCUGCUGGUGGUGCUGAAGCUGCUGCUGGUGGUGUUUCUGCAGCAGCUGCUCCUGCCUCUCGCAGAGCACCCUCCCCCAUUCGCCGCCAGCCCUCGCCCAUCCGCCGGCCGCCUUCACCUGCCAAGCGACCAGCCUCCCCAGCCAGGCGUGGCACGAAUGCACACAAGCAGCAGCAGCAGCAGCAGCAGAGGCAGAAUCAUGAGUUAAAGUCCUCCCCCGCACAUUCUCCUACUAUCUCCUCCGCUUCCUCCGCUGCCUCCUGCCCCACUCCCUUCACUCUCCCACACUCCGCCGCCCUUCCCACUCCCCAUGCCCCUCAUACCGCCACUCCUCUGCCUGCCACGGCUGCUGGUGUUUCUAUGAGUGCUGUCUCGCUUCCAUCACCCAUGGCUGCUAUGCCCCAUCCAGAGGGUGUUAGUAAUGUUGCCAUCCCAGCAGCAUUCAUUGCUAUGCCUCACCCACCAGUCACAGCUUUCACUGCUGCUUCCUUCCCAGCAGCCAUCACCGUCCGCCCUUCAUUUGCCAAGCCCAUGCCUCCUCCUUCGCAGCUCGCUUCGGCCGCAGCCCACGCAUCUGCUUCGGCAACAGCUUCGGCGACUGGUUCGGAACCAGACCUGACAGGUGCAUCGGUGCCAGUAGCUUCCGCGCUUGUGGUAGGCGCAGCUGCACCAACGUCACAUACGCUGGCCCCACCUGCUCCUACUCCACAUGAGCCUACCCCACAUGCGGCUACCCCACAUGAUCCCAUUUCCACCAAAUCUGCUGCCUUACCUGAACCUGCUAUUGAGCCUCUGAGGCGCGCCCCUAGACCACACAAGGGCCGCACGGGGGUGUUCCGAGUGUCAUCUGGUAGGAGGAGAGACGCUCAUGCAACAGCCGCUCCGGCCCCCUCUGCUUCUGUUCCUAGUGCCGCCGCCGCUGGUGCUGCCGCUGGUGUUGCUGCUGGUGCUACUGGUGGUGGUGGUGGGUCCUUUGGUUCUGCCAGUGGAGCCAUGGCCAGUGCUACCAGCAAGCUCGCCUCUCUCUUCUCAUUGGGUGCUGCCCCGGCAGCCAAGGCUCGGAAGAACGCCGCCGGAGCUGGCGUUUCAGGCUCGGGAGCGCCAGGUUCGGGGACGUCUGCAUUGUUCCGAGCCAGGCCGUCGGGCCUGAGCAGCCCAUUCACGUUCUUUUCCCCCAAGAGGAAGAUCCGAAAGUCACAAGUGGUUGUGAACAGUGCUGCGGCUCCAGGGGCAACAGUGGCAGGCGGCGCUAAUGGGGGAACAGAUAUGAUUGUGGAUGGGACUGGUGAGCAUGGGGAGGAGGAGGACGACGAAGAUGAGGAGGAAGAGGAGGAGGUGGAGGAGGGAGAGGCUGAGGGAGAGCAGGAGGAGCAGGAGGGUGAGGUGGGAGGCAGAGCAGGUUUGGCUGGGUUCAACAGCGCCGUGCUGAGUGCAGCAGCUGCUGCUGUGCUGCACACCCACUUGAACGGCCAUGAUGAAAAGCAGCAGCAGGGGAAUCACCAAUCGCACCCUCACCAGCCUUGGCAGAGGAAUGGGAUGAUUGGCAGCCUCGGCAGCACCGGAGCUGCAAGCAGCGUUGGCACCAUUGCAGAGUUUCGGGCCCGACUGUCCCCGGCCGUCACUCUUGACCGAACGGCCGCUCCCGAGCCUGUGGCGGUGUAUUCGAGCACUGGAAACGUGCUGCCAGCUGUCAGCGCAGCAUUGGCUACAGGUCAAGCAAGGGAGAAAGUGAAAGCAGAGGGUGGGAUGGAGGAGAGAGGAGGGAUGGAAGUUGAUGGAGGGACAUGUGAAGGAGGCAUGUCGGAUGUUGUGACGGCUUUCUCAAUUCUCAGGACUAACUCGAUACAUGGUGCUGCUGCUGCACUACCAGCAGAAGCACCACAAGCAGUUAGAGAGGCCACUGGUGUAGCCACAGCUAGUGGCAAACCGGAGGCACUUGCAGGCCAAAAGCUUUUCAGUCCCCACGUACACGUUCUCCCCAUUCGCUACUCCAGCGCUCUUCCAACCGCACCCCCUGCUCCCCCCGAAUACCCGUUCCCUCCGCUCCCCUCGCUUCCCCCGUUGCUCCCCCUUACCCUUCCCCCGCCACCCCUCAACUCGACUCAUCCGCCCCUUCUCCUUCCGCCAUUUCUAUCGCACUUCCUUUCUUUCACCCUCUCCCUCUCCACCUCCUCCAGGUCUCUCCGCCUCGACGCCGCGCUCGCGGCGUCGUCGCGCACGACCGUCCCCGCCUCCUCCUUCGUCCGCCCGCAGAUUAGCCUCCGGUCGAGCCGCGCCCUUAGCGGACGGCGAGUGGUGGCGGCGGAGCGGUCCGCGGUAGCUGCGGGCGUUCAGGCAGUGGCGGAGCUGUUCCCGUCCGUGGAGGGCGCGGAGGACGCCGGGGAAGCGGAGGAGGCUGACGUGGCACCAGUGAAGGCGAAGACGGGGAAGAAGGCGCUUGUGUUCAAGAGGGACCAGACCCGGUCGAAGCGCUUCUUGGAGAUCCAGAAGCUGCGCGACCGCAACAGCGAGUACGAGCCGGUGGAGGCGCUCGAAAUCGUCAAGGCGACGGCUUCCGUCAAGUUUGACGAGUCCGUCGAGGCGCACUUCCGCCUGAACAUCGACCCGAAGUACGCCGACCAGCAGCUGCGCGCCACGGUUUCUUUGCCCAAGGGAACCGGUCAGGUGGUUCGCGUUGCCGUCCUCACUCAAGGAGAGAAGCAGAGGGAGGCGACGGACGCGGGGGCGGACGUGGUGGGCGCGGAGGAUCUGAUUGAGCGCAUUGCGGGCGGCUUUCUCGAGUUUGACAAGCUCGUCGCCACCCCCGACAUGAUGCCCAAGGUGGCGCGUCUGGGUCGUCUGCUGGGUCCACGUGGCCUCAUGCCCAACCCCAAGGCCGGCACCGUCACCACCGACCUUGCUUCGGCGGUGGUGGACUUCAAGGCGGGCAAGGUGGAGUACCGGGCGGACAAGACUGGCAUCGUGCACGUGCUCUUCGGCAAGGCCUCCUUCUCCAACGACGACCUCCUCACCAACCUCAUUGCAGUCGCUAACUCUGUGGAUGCGAAUCGCCCACCAGGCGCCAAGGGAGUGUACUGGAAGACCGCUUACAUCUGCGCUACAAUGGGCCCGUCUGUUCGUGUAAAUGUGUCGGCCUUGAGGGACUUCAAGCUGCCCACUGCCUCAUCGUAA
This is a messenger RNA of Closterium sp. Naga37s-1, 4224 nucleotides long. NCBI's taxonomy places the organism in Eukaryota, Viridiplantae, Streptophyta, Zygnematophyceae, Desmidiales, Closteriaceae. The record is from the annotation of a GenBank genome assembly.